AUGGCCAUCAGAGUGAUUGUUUACGUUUUAGUGGCGCUGUUCGGGUCGAGUUCAUGGCUGAGCACGAAUUCCGUAUGGAUGGAACUACCGCUUCUCACCGACCGUUUGCCAGAGGGUUGGAGUCUUCCGUCGUAUUUGGCUGCUGUCGUGCAGAUUGCGUGUAUAGGUCCUCUAAUCUACAGCAUACUGCAUAAAUGCACAAAAGUUAAUGUGCCAACUGCACCGGCCAUUCUUGCGUUGUUAGUAUUUUGUUGCGUAUGUACGGCACUUCUGGCGUUCUUCUGGAAUGUCACCUAUUUCGUGUUUGGUCAGCAACAUUCUGUGGCUCUCGUCAUCUUAUUGUUCGGAAUGGCCUUAGUGAAUGCUACAUCGAAUGUGUUGUUUAUGCCAUAUAUGUCAACUUUUCAUCCCACUUACUUCACUGCGUAUUUUGUCGGAAUGGGUUUGAGUGCUCUUUUCCCGAGUUUGGUGUCCAUCGCACAAGGAUCGAGUGAUGAAUGUGUGAUGGUGAAUGGAACGAUGACACGUGAGAAGAUUGCGGUUCGGUUUGGGAUUCGUGAAUACAAUUUGGUGAUGUUCGUCUGGUUGGUACUGUGCACAGUAUCGUUCGUGUUGCUGAGAUGGUCGAAUAUAGCAUCUGAAAGCACGAAAAGAGAGCCAAAGAUUCGCAGUAAUGCAGAUUUGCCAGUGGAUGAAACAAGUCCAUUGCAUCGAUAUGCGGAUAUGAGUCAUGAAGAGGAGCGGGUGAAUGGGGUGAGUAAGAUGCGUUAUGGUUAUUUGUUGUUUCUGAUGGCACUGGUGAAUGCACAGAUGAACGGAAUCAUACCGAGCAUUCAGAGUUUUGCGGCGAUUCCGUACUCUCAGGCCACAUACCAUCUUGGACUAACACUGUCAAAUAUAUUCGCGCCUGUGGCUUGCUUUAUACCGAUGUUUCUCCAGCCUAAGCGAAUUGUUCCGCUGACAUUGCUCACUGUUCUCUCGACGGCUCUGACGGCAUUUAUUGUUAUGUUGGCUGCGAUGAGUCCAACGCCUUACCUUUAUUCGUCUGUUUAUGGAAGCAUUCUAUGUACGGUCGUGGUGGUGGUUGCAUGCGCAUUGCAUUCAUAUCUGCGUACCGUAUUCGCAACAGUGCUACGUGAAAGUGCUGAAGAUAGUGAGUCGAAGUUGUUUUGGUGUGGUGUGUUUAUACAGAUUGGUUCAUUCCUUGGAUCGUGUCUGAUGUUCCCUCUGGUUAACAUUUUUGGACUGUUCACUUCGGCACCACCGUGUCCAUCGUAA
This is a messenger RNA of Anisakis simplex (herring worm), 1278 nucleotides long. NCBI's taxonomy places the organism in Eukaryota, Metazoa, Nematoda, Chromadorea, Rhabditida, Anisakidae. The record is from the annotation of a GenBank genome assembly.